AUGGCCGGGGCCCGCGUGCUGUGGGGCUGCGAUGACCCGAGCCGCUGGGCCGCAGUCCUGGCGCGCCACGGGGAGGGGACAGGCAGAGGAGCGGCUCGGGGAGGGUCGGUGGCCCCGGGACCGGCCCCUGGGGGUUCCUCGUCACUGCCAUCCCCUAGGUAUCGCGAGGAGCUGCCCGCGCACAUCCUGGCCCGAGCCGAGAAGCACGUGACACUGCCCGAGCUCGAGCGGCUGCUGGCCUGGAAGCUGGCGAGGGGUCGCUUCCGGCCGCGCCUGCAGCAGCUGGUCCGCAGCAACACGCCCCAGCUGGUGGUGCAACGUUCUGCCGCCGCCUUCCGCCUCUUGCCAGACGUGUCCGCAGCCAUCAGAGAACUCUGUGCGCUCCGAGGCGUGGGCCCUGCCACGGCCUCAGCAGUCCUGGCUGCCGGGGCACCGGAGCUGGUGGCCUUCAUGUCCGACGAAGCGGUGGCCGCCGUGCCGGGUCUGCCAGCCCCGCAGUAUACUCUCAAGUACUACCUGAUGUACCUGGACAAAGUGCGGGAGCGCGCCGCAGCCCUGAGGCUAGGAAGUUCUUCUGGGCAGUGGACCCCGCAGAGCCUGGAGCGCGCACUGUGGACCUGGACGGUGGGCCGGAAACUGUGCCCUGACCUGCUGCCUGACCUCAAGGCCUGCCCGGCCCCUGGGCACCCGGACAGCAGCCCUGGGGCAGGAGCUACUCAAUAAAA
Molecule: messenger RNA, 725 nt
Organism: Suncus etruscus (white-toothed pygmy shrew)
Lineage: Eukaryota; Metazoa; Chordata; Mammalia; Eulipotyphla; Soricidae
Exons: 5
Coding region: 1-723 (240 amino acids)
Biological process (GO): DNA repair
Molecular function (GO): catalytic activity
Source: RefSeq, a predicted model, not a curated record